Molecule: messenger RNA, 2587 nt
Organism: Penaeus chinensis
Lineage: Eukaryota; Metazoa; Arthropoda; Malacostraca; Decapoda; Penaeidae
Product: facilitated trehalose transporter Tret1-like
Exons: 4
Coding region: 202-1665 (487 amino acids)
Biological process (GO): transmembrane transport
Cellular component (GO): membrane
Molecular function (GO): transmembrane transporter activity
Source: RefSeq, a predicted model, not a curated record
UCCUCCCGUCACUUAAAUUCCUCCCGGAGUCAUUAUCAUUUGUUUUACUUUUUCUAAAACACAUACCUGGCGACUGCCCUUAUACCCUGUAAUUACCCCGUUCAUAAGAGAUAGUCCUAACCCUUUCAAUAAAAAAAAUAAUUACUGACUUCAAUUAUAUCCCUGCAAAACGUGAAAGAUAGAACCAUUACAGUCGGGAAAAUGUCGCAGAUGUCUCCGUUAGUUCGCCAGAUCCUUGCAUCAAUGUACAUCGGCCUUGCCAUCGCGUGCAUGAUGGCUACUUUGGCGUAUUCUGCAGUUGCUGUGCCCCAGAUGUCCUUACCUGACUCACCCAUAAAUUUUACAACUGAUGAAGCCAGUUGGUUCGCCACUGUCCCUCUGCUGAUCUGCAUCCCCGGGUCACUCGUGGGCGGGAUGAUGUGCGAGUGGCUGGGGCCGAGACGCCUGCUGCUCCUGCUGUCCCCUUUGCUGUGCGCGGCUUUCAUGCUCAUGAGGGCUGCGGUGUGGGAGGUCGUGAUGCAGGCCGGCUUAGCGGAAGUCUUGCUUCUGUCGUGCAGAGUCGUACAGGGAAUAGUGGUGGCCAUGCUGAAUCCAACGGUAUACAUGUACACAUACGAAAUGACUGACGCACGGAUAAGAGGCGCAAUGACAGGCCUCACCGAUUUUUGGACGACCUUUGGCUUUCUCCUGUGCUAUUUGUUCGGGUGCUUCUUUUCCUGGGAGGUGAUCGCCUGGCUAGUUCCUCUUCUUACCAUAGUUCCUUCUUUCAUCGGCCUCCUGUUCACUCCUGAAUCGCCAAUGUGGUUGGUGCGGAAGGGCAAAGAGCAAGAGGCCUUAACAACUCUCAUGAAGUUCAGGUGUUCCACAGAAGAGGUUAUCGAAGAAGUGAAAGCUGCGACGAAGACUUCAAACAAGGACGUUUCUUUCGCGCGCUCUCUGCAGGAAGUCAUGAAGAAGCCGAAUUUGUUGGGCAUGGUGGCCUCUGCGUUGCUGCUGGUAAUGAAGGAAAUGAGCGGAAAUUCGGGAGUCAUUAUAUAUAUUGUCCACAUUUUCCAGUUCGCAGGCGUAGGAUUGGACCCAAGCUGGAGUUCAGUGGUGGUUGGCUCAGUCCGGUUUUUGUUCAACGGUCUCUGCGCUUUCCUUGUAUACAACGUUCCUCGUAGAAUUGCCUUGGCCAGCGGCACAAUCCUCUCUGCCAUUGCAGCUACAAGUCUCGGCAUUUUCUUCUUCCUUCAGAGUAUAGAAUACGAUGUGUCUCAUCUCGGAUGGGUCCCCCUCGUCAGUCUCGUAUUUUACAUUAUCGGUUACGCUGGAGCGCAAGGGCCCUGCUGUUGGCUCACGUCAGUCGAAGUCCUGCCAGGUCCUGUGAGGUCCAUCGGCUGCGGCACCACCAACGCCGUCUACUCUGCUGUGGCGUUCCUCAUCUCCAAGAACUUCCCGGAUAUGCAGGCAGCUAUAGGCCUACAUGGCGUUUUCUGGUUCUAUGCAAGUUCUUCAGUUCUGAUUCUGAUCAUUGUUCUCGUCUUUAUUCCCGAAACUUAUGGCAUGUCCUUGAAAGAUGUCGAACGAUAUUGGGAAAACGUCUCAGCGUCAAAGAAGGAAAAGGAAAAGUGUGAUUCUGCAAAAGUUGAUGAGCCAGUUCGUAUAGAUGUAGAGAAAUAUUAAAUGAUAAACAGUUAAAGUUAAACCUUAUCAAUUUUGACAAAUAAUAUAAAUCGUAUACGAAAUAUUCAUCAUACAAAUCACUAUGUAUCCCAGAGAAUUUGAUUUAAAAAAAAAAAAGGUUCCAUGAUAUAAGGUAGAUUCGUAAUCCAUCUACCAAAGGAAAUUCAGGUAAUUCUGAUCAAAGUAUCUUUUCAACAUAAAUCCAUUUUUUAUCGGUUUUCGUAUAAUAUCAUCACCAAAGUUGUUAUCAUACUUUAUUUACUAUACUGUUAACUUUGUUAUAGGACUACUGCUACUUCCGCCACCAUCACUCUCUCUCAAGAUGUCCAGCGUCACUAUCAUCUGCUAUAUUGCACUAUCGUUAUAUUUGUAUAGAAAUACAGUGUUGCCAUUAUUGUCACAUGUUGACGCGUAUUAUUUUAUGUGGAAAUUUCUUAAAAUGUUCUUACUAAAUUGGGCUGUUUGCUAAACUCAGUUAAGUUCAUUUUUGCAUUAUAGUUUGGAUACAACUUAUAACUUAUUUUUUUUUUUACAAAAUAAAUAUCAAUGAAUACGAACAAACUUUUAAUUGUAAUUUUUUUCUUUGAUUAAUUAAAGUCUUGUCAUUUUUUAAUCAGAAUUUGACAAUACUUGUCUGUCUAUUACAAACACCUGGCAUAUCAUUUGUUUUGGUAGUCUGACGUUGACAAAUCAUAUGCACACGUAGGGAAAUAAUAAGGCAGGCUACCCAUGGCUGUCGAUAAUAAAGUUAUCUGUGUAUUUGAAGUUACUGAACAAGAUCCAAGACACUCGACCUCAAGUCCAUCCUUGCACAGUCUGCAACCAUAGCAGAUGCGGCUCACACAACACCCCAAUCCGAGAAGCAACUUUUAAAUCGACUGAGGCUUUACCUUGUCCAGCCAGUAAGACGCACAGGAAUAAA